UUUUGUUCGGGAAUAUCGGACGCGUAUGCGCGAUAUGGAACAGCAGGCUAAUCAGUUCAAUCAAGGAAACCAGGCGUCUUCCUCCAAUUCGGCUCCAAUUUUGCCGGCUCCAGGUGCUAUUGUUCCCUACCAGGAACAAUCUCAAGAUGUACGUGUCAAUCAAGGGAGUACUGGAAAUGGUGGUGGUGGCUCUAAUGGUGGCGGUUUGUCCGGCGGAUACGAGGGAUUCAAUAGCGGUGUAUCAUCGGGUGGCUACAACGGUGGUGGCUACAACGGUGGUUACAACGGCGGUUACAACGGCAGCUACUACGGUGGCUAUAACGGAAGAAGGCCGUGUAAUCCGGAUUAUCGUAAUGAUAAGGUGGAACGCAUGUGGACAUGGAUGUCUACUGAGAUGGCAGAACGGGAGAAGAUCAAGAAAGAGAAAGAAGAGGCUGCAAAACGAGAGGAAGAGUUGAGAAGGAAGAAUGAGGCGGAGGAGAAAAAAUGCAAGAAGGAGAAGGAAAAGGAGGAAUUCAAAUCGAGCAUUGGACGCAUGGUCAGCAACCAGAUGAAGCAAGUGUGUGAGGAAGUUUUGGGGAAGCCGGUGAAUAUCAGGGAACCUUUCAUCGCAUUAACGACGGAGGAGAUUCGAGGAAAAUCAAGCGAUCAAUCCAAGAAACUGUCGGAAGAUGACGUGGGAAAAAGGAAGGAUGAGGAGAUCUUGAAGCUGAAACAGGCCAUGGCAGAUCUUCAGCGGAAGACGAACCAAGUUAGUAGCACAGAGCACGAGAUUCAGUCCUUGCGAUCGGACAACCAGCACUUGAUCGAAGACGUGAUGUACUUGAAACAACAGGUGGACCAGCUUAAGAGGAGCAAGUCGCUACCUGGGCCUGAAGCCUCGAGGCGAAGUGCCCCGGCAGGUACGGGGAAUGCUACGAGUACUAGCACCCCUACACCGGGCGACUAUGUUAAACUAUCGGAAGCCUACAGACGAGUACGAGACGAGAAAGAUAUGGCGGAACGGGAGGUGCAGGCCUUAAAGGAAAGAAUUGGGCGUAUUAGUAUGGUGGUUACCCCACCACCUGUCAGCACGAAACGAAAACGUGCUACACGGAAGAGUGGGUCACCGUCUAAUCUGCGGAUCAGACUGAGGAAGGCGGUCACUCCAAGCAAAUCACCAGAAGCACAGUCCAAUGCACAAGCACAUACCGGGUUUGCCGUCCAAGAGAACGAGGACAGGGAAUCCUUCCGUAGAAGAGUUUUUGUUGAGUUGGCGAAAUUGAAGAAAAAGGACAUCGAGAAGCUAUGCGAUGAUGAAAAAGUCACCUAUGUGACUAUCAAAGCUUCGUCGAAGGAGAUUGCAGCGAUCUAUACGGAUCAGGCUUUCGGCAAAUAUGAAAGAAGGAGAACUCUCGAUGACAAUGAUGUUCAGGUUAUUGAAGAAUCGGAAGACCUUGCGGGACAGAGUACAGAAAUCGAGGGUGACGAGGGGAACUCUGAAGGAUGUUAAGGUUGGUUGCUGAGCGUGGGAGAUUUAUCUGAUCUCGCUCUUGUGUGUAGAGAUGCACGUGAGUUCUACGGACUGCUAAAGGACGGUAAUAUCGACAACGUUUUUCGGAUAACUGUGAUUUUGUUGAUUCUUCUUGGACAAAUUCCUUGGUGUAUAAAAUUUAUUCCGUUCUUACGCUAUUUAUUAUCUAUAAGCUACGACUUCGUUACAUGCCCGGGUCCGGUCGUGUAUGUACUACUCUCACCAUGGUGUAGACAUGUUUACAUAGGAUGCUCGUCACGCU
Messenger RNA from Chara braunii, 1775 nucleotides. Lineage: Eukaryota; Viridiplantae; Streptophyta; Charophyceae; Charales; Characeae. The record is from the annotation of a GenBank genome assembly.